Hemiscyllium ocellatum (epaulette shark) is the source of this 9054-nucleotide messenger RNA. Its product is annotated as transcriptional enhancer factor TEF-1. Bases 1 to 1386 code for a protein of 461 amino acids. The record is from RefSeq and is a predicted model, not a curated record. Gene Ontology annotation, biological process: embryonic organ development; regulation of transcription by RNA polymerase II; hippo signaling. NCBI's taxonomy places the organism in Eukaryota, Metazoa, Chordata, Chondrichthyes, Orectolobiformes, Hemiscylliidae. The transcript has 14 exons. Gene Ontology annotation, cellular component: transcription regulator complex. Gene Ontology annotation, molecular function: RNA polymerase II cis-regulatory region sequence-specific DNA binding; DNA-binding transcription factor activity, RNA polymerase II-specific.
AUGGCAGGCUUGGAGAAAUUCACUGGCGCCAUAGAUUCCAACAAUUGGAGCGGCAGCGAAAGUCCUGCCGAAAAUCUGGAGCGGAUGACAGAUUCUGCCGAUAAGCCGAUGGACAAUGAUGCAGAAGGAGUCUGGAGCCCUGACAUAGAGCAGAGUUUCCAGGAAGCCCUGGCCAUCUACCCACCAUGUGGGAGGAGGAAAAUCAUUCUCUCAGACGAAGGCAAAAUGUAUGGUCGUAAUGAAUUGAUAGCCAGGUACAUCAAGCUAAGAACAGGGAAGACACGAACUAGAAAGCAGGUGUCUAGUCACAUACAGGUGUUAGCAAGGAAGAAAGUUCGGGAAAUUCAAGCUGCCAUAAAGGUGUCUAGUCACAUUCAGGUUCUUGCCAGAAGGAAAUCUCGUGAGAUUCAUUCCAAGCUAAAGGUGACGAACAUGGAUCAAGCAGUGAAGGAUAAAGCCCUUCAGAGUAUGGCGGCAAUGUCUUCUGCACAGAUUGUAUCAGCAACAACCAUCCAGCAUAAACUGGGCCUACCAGGUAUCGCCCGCCCAUCCUUUCAAGCAGCACCUGGGUUCUGGCAUAGUGUGAUACCAACAGGACAACCAGGAUCCUCACAGGACGUGAAGCCCUUUGCUCAGCAGCCGUAUGCAGGCCAACCAGCAGUUACAACAUCCAUUUCAGGUUACGAAUCCACACCUGCCCCAACUCCCUCAGUACCAGCAUGGCAAGGCCGAUCUAUUGGAACUUCCAAACUUAGACUUGUGGAAUUCUCGGCCUUUCUCGAACAGCAGAGGGACCCAGACUCAUACAACAAACACCUCUUUGUACAUAUUGGACAGACCAACCAUUCCUACAGCGACCCUUUGCUUGAAUCUGUGGAUAUUCGCCAAAUUUACGAUAAGUUCCCAGAGAAGAAAGGUGGCCUUAAAGAACUAUAUGGGAAAGGACCCCAUAAUGCUUUUUUCCUUGUGAAAUUCUGGGCUGACCUGAAUUGUAAUAUUCAGGACGAUGCAGGAGCAUUUUAUGGAGUCACUAGUCAGUAUGAGAGCUCAGAAAACAUGACAAUCACUUGCUCAACCAAGGUUUGCUCAUUUGGAAAACAAGUAGUUGAAAAAGUAGAGACUGAGUAUGCAAGGUUUGAGAAUGGACGCUUUGUAUACAGAAUAAACCGUUCUCCCAUGUGUGAAUAUAUGAUCAACUUUAUUCACAAGCUUAAACACUUACCAGAAAAGUACAUGAUGAACAGUGUUUUGGAAAACUUCACUAUUUUGUUGGUUGUAACAAACAGGGAUACACAGGAGACGCUUCUGUGCAUGGCAUGUGUUUUUGAGGUCUCAACCAGUGAGCAUGGAGCACAGCAUCACACCUAUAGGCUUAUGAAGGAGUAGUCCUCGGAAGUUUCAUUCCCUUUCUGGAGAGAAAAGAAACACACGGCUGCAGCUCAAUAGACUUAAAACCUCAAUAUAUGUGGCAGUGCCUCAAAUCAAUUGAUACACCAAGAACACAUCUGAGUUUUGAUGUGGGUAGCCUUUUUAAUGUGUGUGAGUGUGAGCGUGUGUGUAUAUGUACAUCAACAGCUGUGAAUUAUGGUACCUUGUGAUAGCUUUUUAUAUUGAAUUACAUGUGCUUCAAAAUACAUUUUUUAAAAGAAAAAUGCCUGUUUGUUGGAUACUACAUUACGAAAAUUGGACUGUCAUGUCUGAAAAAAAAUUUCUUUUAGUAAUUGUGGGAGUGUCGUCUAGUCAGUGCAGGAUUUCCUGUGGCAGCAGAAAACACAAAAAAAUAGAACAUAAUGAUUGUAGACUCAAUGCAUUUAGCUGUCGGAUGACUGUCUGCCUAUGUAAAGAUAAUUUAUUUAAAGAGGUUUUUUUUUCCAAAGAUGGUAUAUUCACAGGUAUAUAUUUAUCAAGAUGUGAAUAUGCAGGAGAUAGCAUCAGGAUGAAGUUCGUGGCUUCAGGUCAACAGGUUUUGCAAUGUUGUGAAAGAAUGUCAGUCAUUUAACAGUCACCAGAUCUAUUUGCUUUCAGGUUCCUUUUUUUAAAAAUAAAAACAAAAACACAAGUAAUUCUUUAAUUUUAAGAUGUUAUUUAAAUUGGGAUAUGUAACAUACAACAAUAACUCAAUGGAAAAUUCAAUUAAAACUUAUAGUAAAAGCCCCCUAUUAAUCUUCAAGAUGACGUUAGAUGCUACAUUUUUAGAACUGAGAGGGCAGACCUGCAACAGAAGUAUAUCAAUUAUUCUUUGGUUGAUUCAACCAGUUUCAGCCACUUGAUGUGACAGAACUCUUCAGUAAUGUCUUCAAAGAGUGCACAAAUUGUUUUUCACUUUUUAUUUGCAGCAAAAAAGAUGUUAUUUUCAGAGCCUUGUUAGGGGUAGCUUCCCAAACGUUUGUAAACAUGGAACUGUUCAGGCGCACAAAAAGUUUCUGAACAUUCAAGCUGUUUGCUUUGAGAACAUUCGUGUGAACAUUAAAAUCUGAGUUCUGUUAUGUAAAAAUAAAAAAAAGUUCACUUUUCACAGGAAAAACCAAGAAUUUGUCCACCUAGCCCUUUCCAACCCACAAAUAAGUCUUGGCUCAGUCCUGGUGAUAGUUUGCAGGGGAUUUAUAUUUGUAUACAGAUAGGCGGAGCAUUCUUUUAGAUCCUGGAUCAGGAUGAAAUGGGGGCUUUCUAAUGCCAAAAUAAAACAAUGACCAUAUAAUUUUUGAUGAGAAUACUGUGAAGUGAAAAAAAAACAGCACAGUGUAUUAGUACAUUUCUAUAAUUCUAUUUUGUAAUAGUGUUUGGAAAUUUACUUUGAAAAAAGAAAAUGUAUUUUUUCCAUCUGGGAGAAGUGAAUGUUUAGAAAAACCACAGGGAGUUAGUUCAGUGCUCAGAAAUAUGGUCCCAAUGUGUGUUUGUAAGGUUGCUCGCUUUUUGAGACUUGCAAGUGAACCAGUGUGAUUUGUGUUCUUGAGUUGACGAUUGGUUUGGUGGUGUGUUUCUGUGGGCUAAAAGAAACAGCAAGAAUUGAGCAGUAUCACAUCCAGGCAUACAAGGGGACUAAUAAUGCUUCUGUGUCCUGAGCACUUGAUUCCUUUCGAGGUGCGAAAUACUCUUGUGGGCUGUCUCAGUUUUUCUUGUGUUUGAACUUUGGUACUUGCAUGUCAGAUGUGAAUUUUCCACGUUAACUCGGCAGGUAAGGUAACGAUCAUGUAAACAAACCAGUUUAACGUGUAAGCUUUUGAAUUUAAUUUGGAACUUCUGUAAUUUGAAAUAUUCGGCGGUGGCACAGUCACUAAAUGCUCAUUUUUAGGGACUUGAGGAGAAAAUGCCAUGGUUUUAAAGCAUUUUGUCUUUACACAAUUAAACUUGUAUGUGGAAAACACAAUUGUGAUCACGGUUCAUUGUAAGAAAUCAGUGAAAUCCAAAUAAGGUGUUAUUGAGGCUGAGAGUUCUUUCCUACGCUGGAAGUUUCUAAUACGUUAUUAGUAACGUUUUUUUCUGAUAUAAUUUUAAUUCAGUGCUGCCAAAGCGUAGAUUAAUCAGUGCCUUAAUAGCAUACAAUGGGAAAUACAGACCACCUGUCGGUCUACAUGUUUAAAUUGGAGAAUUUGUGCUUUGAGAUCUGUUAUGUGCUAUGUCUUGUCACUUAGUAGUUUCCAGUGUACUGGUCUUGUGAUUGGUGAUCCAAACACAUUUUAAAGGUAUUUUGAAAGUUGUUAUUUAAAGUGCAUUACAUUGUUACACCAUCUAUAUGCCAGUGACGAGCAGUCACUUUUAAUUCAGUCAAACAAAUAUCUUAUUUCAGAGUUUGGAAUCCAACUAGCACAGAACAGAUUGCAAGAGUAGCCAGCUGUUUAGUCACAUGCCUUUACUAACUAAUGACCAAAUAAUAAUCUUCAUACAUUUCCUGCACUCCAGCACGUAAGUGCCUUUGUUUUCUGAUAUUCCAGCCUAGAAAAGACCUGUUCAGUCAAAUGAAAAACAAAUUGUGUGCAGACCAGAAACCAAAUAAGAAAUAAAUAAGUGAUCACCUUUAAUGCCUUUUACUGAGCUGAGUAUUGCAAGCAAAUUGAAAUGGAAUAAAUCUGAUGUUGACAUUUAGAAGUGUGUUCAGAGAAAUAAGAUGGUUUCAAAGAGGUUAAAUUGUACAGCGGAAGCAAAAAAAAAUUAUUGUAAUUUAUUUUUUUAGCGUAUGUUGUAAAGUUUGAAUCUUAAUGGAUUUUCACAGUUGUAUGAGAAAUCCUGAAAAGAUUAUUGGAUAAAACUGUGCAGUACUGUAUCAGCAUCAAGAUUGCAUAGAUACAGUGCCUGUUGUGGAGGUAGGAAAAUCUAUGGAUUGUAGAUUAAAUGAUCCUGAUUAAGUUAUCCUUUUAAGAAAUACACAGUGCUCACCUCCAACUUGAUAUAACUACCGAUUAAAUAUAAUUUUAUUUUACAUAAAAUUCUGUAGAAUAUACAGCACAAAUGCAAAUGCUUGGCCACAACCAACCCAUGUUGGUUUUCCUCCCGGACACGAGCUUUCUUCACCUUUCAUCAUUUCAUCCAGUUAGCGUAUCCUGGUAUUCCUUUCUCCUUUGUGUACUUACCCAACGUGCCCAUUACACCUGUCUAUUCUCUUCAAUCACUUCCUGUAGGAGUAAAGUCCACUCUCUGGGUGAACUAUUUUGUCCCAAAUUCACUGUUGAAUUUGAGUAAUUCAAUUCUAGAGCAGAUUGGGUAAUAAAUAUAUCAGGGUCCUUCAUAAUUUUGAGCACCUCUAUUGAAUCUCACCAUAUCAUUCUCCACUCUAAAGAGAGCAAUCCUAGCUUCUCCAUUCUCUCGUAAGAAUCUGAAUUUCCUGAACUUUAUACUAUUAUUUUGGAUCUCUUCUGACUGACCAAUGGACUAUUGUAUCCAUGAACCAUCAGUUCUAGGUUUACUUAGCAGUAGUUUGUGUUCUUCCCAUGUGCUGGUGAUCAUGGGCCUUUGUCAAUAUUCAUCUGGAGAUCGCACCCAUCACAGCAGUGACUUGAAUCUUGAUGGAUGUGUGUUGACUUGGUUUUAUGGUUGGAAGAUGUAUGAUUAUUAGUGUAUGCAUGGAGUCUGCAGUGCAGUGGCAGCCCAAUAGAUUGGUGCAUGUGUUUAUGCUUCACAGAAACCUCUUCACACUCAUCAUCUUCUAAAUCUAUCAGCAUGUUCUUCUAUUCUUUUCUCGUUCAUUUGUUUAUCUAGCUUCUCCUGAAUACCCCAACGCUAUCCGCUUCAACUAACUCCAUGUGGUAGUGGGUUCUUCAUUCUUAUCACUCCUGUAAUACUGGACUUUUCACAAGUGGAAACAUUGAACAUCUAUGUUGACCGUCAUGAACUCUUCAACAUGUUAAAGACCUCCCUAUAGCAUUGCCUCUGAGCUUUUCUUAAUUCAAUGGAAUGGUGGAAAUUAUUGUCCAUUAUUGAUUGAAUAGUGCAUUUUCCCAGAGUACGUGAAAUGUACUCAGAAACGCUGGGAAUUCUGAUUCAGAGUAUCAUAUUUGACAAUUUGUCAGAUAUUCUGAGUGUUUUCUAUCUUUGAGCAUAAAGAAAGAACAACUUUAAUGCACUUACCCAGUGCUUUUCCUGACCACUGAAUGUCUCAAAGGGCUUUACAACCAAAAAGUAAUAAAAUAUAGUGACUGUUAUAAUGCAGAAAGUGCAGCAGUCAACAAACUCCCCACAAACAGCAAUGUGUCCAAGGCCAGAUGAGCUGUUUUAAAGAUGCUGACUGAAUGAUCUGUAUUGGUCAGGGGUCUGGGGAUAAUUCCACUGCUGGAAUUCAGAAUUGAGCCAUGGAAUACUUUAUGUCCGUCUGAGAAGGAGGGAUAGGCUUCAGUUUUAACACUGUUCCAAUAAGAAACACAUCAGGAAAGUGGUGGAAUAUUCUGCACGAUUGCGACUUCAACAACAGCCAAGUAGCUGCAGAACAUACAGGGCUGAUCAGCUAUGGUCCCUGACACCCUGUUAUCCACCUUAACCAUUCAUUCCACCAUUGGCUUACAAUGGCAACUCUGUAUGGCAUCUGCAAGUUGCACUGUAGCAACUUUAAAAAAAAAUCUUCAACACCUUUGGAACCAACAAUCCUGAUCUCCGAGAAAUAUAUCUGGUAUGUGGGAACAUGACCUCCUGCAAGUUCCCCUCCGAGCUAAUUUAUCCUGACUUGGAACUAUGUUGCCAUUCUUUCACUGUCACAGAGUCAAACUCCUGAUGGGUGUUACCUACUCCGAAGGUCUGCAGCGGUUGAAGGCAGCAGUUCACUCUCUAAAAGGGAAUUAAGGAUGGGAAACAAAUGCUAGCUUAGUCACAAUUCUCACAUCCUGUGAGAAAAGAAGACUUGGUGACAAGGCAGCACCCACCUCUGCAUGUACUUUGAUCAUAUAAUUUUUGUGCUGAUGUUGCUGGAUGGGACUUGAAUCUGCAACUUUGUGAUUUAGUGGUGAGAAUGCUUUGGGGAGAAUCCAUCAUUUGAUAUCCUCAUUUCAUCUUCACUAGUGUCAACUCAAACCUGUCCUUAAUGUUCCACUUCGGAUGUAUGUGCUGGAGAUCUUAGUUUUGAAAAAUAUUCCUUUCCCAUGCCAGAACUUCUCAGAUCCUUGAAUGCUACAUAAAGAGACUUGGAACUUUCUGUUUCAUAUCCAAAAAUCUUGUUGUUUCGAAGUUCUCAUUCCCAUCAGCGUGUUAAUGGGCCAUGCCUCUGAAAGUCUGGUCUCUGAAUCACAGAGUUGUAGUGCCUGAUAGGAAGCCAUUCAGUCCGUGGCCACUUCUUUGAAAGACCUUCCCUUGCUCAUAUUUCUCCAGUUUCCUUUAGAAGUUACUGAAUGAACUUCCAUUGGCCUUUUGGUCAUCAUAUUCCAGAUCAUAACUCUGUGCUUCCAUGAGAAGAACCGGUUUCAUGAAAUAUUGCAUGCUCUGUUCGACAGCUUCUUAUCAUUUGGGUGUCUGAGUACAAGGUGGACCAUCUUGCAUGGACCUCUCUGUGCCUCAACUGUUUUGAGUUGAGUCUUUUGGAUUGUACAUGAGAGGACAAAAAAACAGAGAAAACCUCAAAAGCAACUGCUCUCUCCCAGCACCAUACAGAACCCCCCUCACCCCCACCCUGACCCAUCGCUGAUAUGGAAUAAACACAGGAUGCGAUUGGAAGCUUUUGCAGCCCUUUCUACUGUAGAAGGAAAGCACUAUGAGGAGUGUGCAUAGAUGAGACCCUUAAUGUACAGAGUUAUCUUCCCAACAUGUUUCAUAUUACACACUACAGUAGUUACUGUGGUUAUGACAAUGACUUUAGAACAGCUGUCUAACAGAAUAUAAAUGAUCACAGUACAAGAGAAACAGCUGAAAAUUAAGAAUCUGUUCUUUGGAUAAAUUUUGAAUAACCUUUAAAUCCUCAUUGCUGUUUCCUUCUCGUGAACCAGAACAAUAUUUUAUUUAAUCACUAGCUAUAUGCAUCUUGGAGGUCUGCAGUCCUUUUUCUAUGUCUGGAAUGACAUUUGUGUUUCAGAUCUAUUGAGUGAGGCUUUUCAAAUUAGAAGCAUAUCUGUUCACAGGAAUUUUAACUAGUGGCACACAGACGUGAAGACACAUACUCUCAGACAUAUUUGUGCGUGUUGACACAAAGAUGCUUGCACACGUGCACAACUCAAGUAGUUGAGAUCUCGAUGAUUGAAGAAUGCAAAACAAGCCUUAUUUGUGCACAUACCCUGUUAGUCACUAUACUAUUUUGACAAGGUAGCACAUUGUGAGGGAGCGGGGAAGGUGAUGAAUGAUUACUUUAGUUCUUUAAAUGCUAAUGGAAUGUAGAAUUGGCUAUUUUCGUAUGGAGGCAUUAGGAAAUGGUUUAUGUGAGUUUCGCUAACUUUUGUGACCCAGUGCAAUCAAAAUGCAUGGUAGAUGGUCAUUAGAACUAUGUAUCUUGUUUUGUGGUCAAGUAUUCUGCAAAUUUAUAUGCAGAUUUCAGCUCAACUGUUAAUUUUCAGAGCAGCCCCGUUACCUCCUCAUUGGCAAGUGGUUUCAUUGCAGCCUGUGUGCAGUUGUGGCCUGUGACAUGAUCAAGUGAAGAUUAGCCAGGGAGAAAAAAAAUGUGCCUGAGUUAAGACAAUAAAAGGAGUUCAGUAUCCUUUAAACCUAAGUAGCCUUUCACUUUUUUCCUAUCAACAAGUUCCUUCUGAAAACAGUUGUUUCUUGCCAUGUGUGUCUGCUCACAUUUAUAAAGUAACUCAUUGAAUUUAACGUUUGCUUAUUUUUGUGUGUUGUAUGUAUUGUGUAUGAAAUGGUAUUGUGGCUUUAACUGAUGUUUUGAACUAUGGUCAGUGGUUACUUUUAAUAACACAUACAGCUGGUAAAUUUGAUAAAAUUCUUUUUUGAUGUCUGCACCACCCAAAAAUGAAUUAGUAUUAAAACGUCACACAUCCCUUGAAUUCCAAGGUGAAACUCGUGUCUUCACUGAUUAAUUUCAGUACAGGGAACUCUGCUAUAUUUGAUCAUCAUACUGUGGUUCGUUUUUUUUAUAUAAAGUACUUUAGUGCUAAACAUGGAUAGGUAUGUUCGUCCUUUUAAUUUACGUCAAGCACUUGCCUUACCCUGUAUUUUGCCCUCCUGCAAAUAUGUCCCAAUGAUCUUUGCAGCUGCUUACAAGGACACUAACUUACCAGCUAUCAAAGAAGGAGAUUAUGUCAAACUUGCGAGCUGUACUGUAUGUUUGUAUUGCUGUUAAUGUGCAGGUACUGGUACCUUUUUUUGGUUAUAACCAUUUAAAAUGUUGGCUUCAAUGUAAACUCAUCAUUACUAUGGAUAGUUAUAUGAAAUUUAUAGGGUUUGUGUGCAGAGAAUUUUUUAAAGGUGCUUUGUAUAAAGGAUGUAUCUUAGCUUUCUUGGUACAGAUGUGUGAUAACCUAAAUAUCCAUGACAGUUAAGUGCAAUUAUUUGAUCAUCACUGAAACACAAGUUGUGUGCCCUUUACAGCAAAUGUUUGACACAUUUUAAUGAACACAUUUUAAUGCCUUCCUAAUAAAAGUGGUAGACAUUUUGUAGCUUUCUAGAAACUUUGUAUUUGUAUUCAUACAGUAUAAA